This is a messenger RNA of Myotis daubentonii (Daubenton's bat), 2332 nucleotides long. RefSeq names its product signal-regulatory protein beta-1-like. The record is from RefSeq and is a predicted model, not a curated record. Lineage: Eukaryota; Metazoa; Chordata; Mammalia; Chiroptera; Vespertilionidae.
GAGCACUACUCCCUGGAGGCCUGUCCAAGUCCCUCUGAAAACUAAGAUGAGUAACUGCUCACCCUGAGGUUGCUUUCCUGACUGUGAUUAUUUCACAAUCUAGAAGCAGGAACUGUUUAGAAAACAGAAACUGGCUACUGUGUCACAGCCUUGUCACCCCUUCCUAGGCGCUUCCUCUUCUAUCACACAGCUGGGGCCUCACUCCUCUCACAGAGCAGAGAGUCCGGGUCCUCCGGGCACACACUUGGACACAGCAGGCCCCUCAGGCCUCCAGGAUGCCCAUCCCUGCCUCCUGGCCCCGCCCUCCUCCUUGCCUGCUGCUGACUCUACUGCUGGGCCUCCCAGGAGGGGCAGGUGCGGAGCUGCAGGUGAUUCAGCCUCAGAAGUCAGUGUCCAUCAGAGCUGGACAGACGGCCACUCUGAGCUGCACUGUGACAUCCCUGACCCCCGUGGGGCCCAUCCUAUGGUUCAGAGGGACAGGGCCAGGCCGGGAGUUAAUCUACAGUCUCAAAGGAGGCCCCUCCCCCCGAGUAACAUGGGUUGCAGACAUCACGAGGAGAGAAAACUUAGACUUUUCCAUCCGCAUCAGUAACCUCACCCCAGCAGACACAGGGACCUACUACUGUGUGAAGUUCCGGAGAGGAGGUGAUGACACGGAGCUCAAGUCUGGAGCAGGCACUCAGCUCAGCGUGAGUGCCAAACCCUCUCGCCCUGUGGUGUCGGGCCCCACGGGCAGGUCGCCGCCUGGGCAGACAGUGAGCUUCACCUGCCAGUCCCACGGCUUCUCCCCCAGAGACAUCACCCUGAAAUGGUUCAAGGAUGGGAACGAGCUCCCAGCCUCCCAGACCACCGUGCACCCAGAGGGAGACAGCCCUUCCUACAACGUCUCCAGCACAGCCAGGGUGCUGCUGGCCCCGGGGGAUGUCCGCUCCCAGGUCAUCUGCCAGGUGGCCCACGACACCCUACAGGGGGACCCUCCUCUUCGUGGGACUGCCAACGUGUCUGAGGCCAUCCGAGUUCCGCCCACCUUGGAGGUUACCCAACACACUGUGUCAGAGACCCAAGUGAAUGCCAUCGCCUGCCUGGUGAAGAACUUCUACCCCCGGCGCCUACAGCUGACCUGGCUGGAGAACAGAAACACAUCCCGAACAGAAACGGCUUCAACCCUCGUAGAGAACAAGGAUGGGGCCUUCAGCUGGAGGAGCUGGAUCCUCGUGGAUCUGUCUGCCCACAGGGAGGAUGCGAUGCUCACCUGCCAGGUGGAGCACGAUGGGCAGCCGGCGCUCACCACAAACCUCACCCUGAUGGCCUCUGCUCACCAGAAGGACAAGGACAAAGUUGCUGUUAAAGGAUAUUAUGAAGCUGAGGAUCAGCAAUUUCAAGACAUAACAGCAAGCCUCUUCACAGACCUCCAGGGUCACAAGACCAAGCCAUAUCAGACUGAUAUUAAAGGCACAGGCAGGUCCAAAAAGCAGACAAAUGAAAUCCAACUAUCUUUUAAAAUUCAUUUGGUUAAGUUAAUUAAACAUGUGAAGCCAAUUAUACUUCUUUGUAAUAUAAACUAGUUUAAGGAAGGAAAAGACAGUACUUUAUUAAACUAAUAAAAAUGUAAAUAGAAGUAAAAAGAAAGGAGAAGGCAAGUGACUAAGAACAUGACUUUUACUGAUAUUUUAUUUUUAGGGCCCAUACUCUGGGCCUGAAGCUUCUUGGUUUUCAUGUUGUACAGGCACAAUCAGUGGGUCCAACACACUCAUCAGGCUAAUGUUUCCCUCAGAUGCCUCCUCACACCAGAACUACCCAAAGCAUCAUUUUCCUGGUAUAUCUUUGUGUCUUUUUCACCCUCUAUUCUGUCUUUCACAUUUGUUCAGCCGUUUUCAAUAAUCCCAGUUGGUGACUAGUGAACACCUCUAAUAAUCAUGGCUGUUUCCCAACUGUCAGGCCCAGGUUUGCACAGAUAAAGAAUACAAAUGCCCCGGCAAUUAUCACAAAAAUGUAAAUCCUAGAUAUUCACAACAUUCAUACAUCUCUCAGGAACCUGAGCACUAUGUUAAGGCAGUCACAUCAUAGCUCAGUAGUGCGACCCAAAAUACAAUGAACUUUUGCCUCAGUAAUAAAAAAAAAUGUUAAAAUGCCUGUGAAAUAAAUUUCAUUUAUUAUGCAAAUAUGUAUAUAAUCUAAAUUUUCUUAAUACUUACAGUAGAGAAGUUCAAAGUCUUUGCUACAUAAAAGAAUAUGUCCUAAAACAAUCUAAAGAAUAUGGAGUAGUAUUCGAGUGUGUAACUUUAUAAAAGAACAUAUUAAGUGCACACAUACUCUAAACAAAGCACGGGGG